Messenger RNA from Scatophagus argus, 2250 nucleotides. Its product is annotated as somatomedin-B and thrombospondin type-1 domain-containing protein. The record is from RefSeq and is a predicted model, not a curated record. Bases 46 to 873 code for a protein of 275 amino acids. The transcript is spliced from 5 exons. NCBI's taxonomy places the organism in Eukaryota, Metazoa, Chordata, Actinopteri, Scatophagidae.
CUGCACUAAACCGAACCUGUUGAAGUGCAUGUCGGCUGCUUCGUGAUGACAGCGCGGAGGAGCAGCAGCAGCAGCAGCAGCAGCAGCAGCUCUGGCACGCUGCUUUGUCUCGCACUGUCUGUGGUCCUCGUCGGUCCGUGUCAGGCGGGCUGCCGGGACACCGCUCUGUGUUGCGCCGGCCGCGACCCGUCAUGCGUCAGCACAGGAUGGAGGUCCGACCGCUCCUACGGCUCCUGCUACUGCGACCAAGCCUGUGUGUCCACCCUGGACUGCUGCAGCGACUAUGAGACAGCCUGUCCAGCGGUGUCCUGUGUGGUGAGUGAGUGGACGGAGUGGUCGGGUUGUGCUGAGCCGUGCAGGGCAACAGUCCGCCGGCGGAGCAGGAUCAUCCUGCAGGCGCCACUCAACGCAGGCAAACCCUGUCCCCACCUGGAGGAGCACGCCGGCUGUGCGCAGUACUGGUCCCAGAAAGGCCACUGUCACAACUCGCUUAUCCCAGCACUUAUUAUCACGAGUGGCUAUGGCAACGCCAGGAAGAAAAGAGACAUCCCUGACAGCAGCAACGUUACAGGGUAUUGUGUCCAGUUUCAGUUGACCUCUCUGACAAAGGGAUGCCAGCAGAGUGUGGGCCCACACACUCAGUGGAUGCAGCACCUGAGGGACGGUCACCACGUGUGUGUCGAGUGCCAGCCGCCUGCCCUCGCCGCUGGACAGACACACUGCGCCGGAGACGGGGAGGAAAACUACGAGGACAGGAGACGGUCUCUCCAGUGGCAGGCGGUGGGAAACCCUCGAUGCAGGGGUGUGUGGAGGCGUGUGGGGAGGCUGGAGGCCUGCUCCUGCCCUACAGCCCACAGCUUCCUCUUCAUCUAACAUCCUCCUUCCUUCUGUUAGCCUCCCUCCUGUACAUAUUUACUCAGACAGUGCAUAAAGAGCAAUCUGCCAGUGUGACUACAAACCAGUCAGAAUAAUUAUAAACACUAGUCCCUAAACCUACUCUGUCAGCGGUCAACAGUUUUGCCUCUUUAGUUCUGAUGACCAAAUUUGAUCUUGUCCACAUUAGUGCCACUAUAUAUAUAUAUAUAUAUAUAUAAAUGCUUUAUUCAUAAGGGUGAAUGUGUGGCAACGAAAAUUCUUAGUCAUAACAUAUUAAAUGCACAGUCCUUAGUAUGGCGCAACACAAACAUGAAUAAUACAUAUUCAUAAUUAAGUUUGUGUAACAAAUCAGUUUAACAGUAAAAUGAAAGUCAGCAAAUCCUAAUCAAAAUGUAAAGUGAUCUGAUUUAUUUCAUUUUGAGUCAUCCAAGGGAAAUGUUGCUUUUUCUUAAGAAAUAGAAAUAUCUUAGGACAUUGAGACACAUUUUUUUUUUUUUUUACAUGACAAGUACUGGCUCUGUGUGAAUGACAACCAGUCACAACGCCAAAGUUACAACAUGCACUGAACAAUAGAACAUUUAUACAGAAACAACAGCAUAGAAAGUCAACAGGUAAAAAUUUUUUGGUUUUUUUUUUGUUUUUACAAAACAGACAGCCUCGGGACCUACAAACAACAUUGUAUAAGAGCUGGCUAAGGUCGUUCAAAUAUUUUUUUUCAGUUCCCUGGAAACAGUGUACUUUACAAAGACUGAUGGCUUAGGCAAGGUUGGGGUCAAUUCCACUGAGAGCUUAAAACAUAGAAAAAAUAUAUUUUAUGUUUUAAAUUUGUACUAGGUUUUUAAUUUUUCUCAUGCUCUAACACUGGCUCCUUUUACAUUGUCUUGUGUGAUGUGUGCUGUACUCCCAUCAAGGCAUCCUGAAUCGACCCCAACCCUGUAGUACAGUGUUAGAUUCAGAGUAUGUGGAAUCGGGCUACUUGCUAAAGCAGUGAUUCUCACUGGGAAAACUACCACAUGUCCUUGAAAAGGGUCCUAUGGGGUUCUAACAAAAAUAAAAAAAGACCUGAACCUCGUCACAGAUAAAUUCAGCAGCGAGAGCAACAACCAAAUUCUAUUUUAGUUUUCAACUAGAUGCAUUUACUGUACAGUGGGGAGUCUUGUUAUGGAAAAGUUUGAGAAAACUGUGCUCUUCAUUUCAAUUAGUAUCAAUAAAUGAGAAAUAAAACAAGUCACUUGAGUGUGUUUUCUUCAUGAAUCAUGAUGAAUUAGUUCUUUGAUUCACAUUACAACUCCUCCACUGGGAUCUCUCUGCUUAAUGAAAAUUCUUUUUUACUUUAAGAUUGGAGUGGCUCCUUUUGAGAUGGAGGGGAUUAAA